Messenger RNA from Nematolebias whitei (Rio pearlfish), 1815 nucleotides. RefSeq names its product squalene epoxidase a (gene sqlea). Lineage: Eukaryota; Metazoa; Chordata; Actinopteri; Cyprinodontiformes; Rivulidae. Gene Ontology annotation, cellular component: membrane; endoplasmic reticulum. The transcript has 11 exons. Bases 115 to 1815 code for a protein of 566 amino acids. Gene Ontology annotation, molecular function: flavin adenine dinucleotide binding; squalene monooxygenase activity. The record is from RefSeq and is a predicted model, not a curated record. Gene Ontology annotation, biological process: cholesterol metabolic process; sterol biosynthetic process.
GAGCGGCUGAGCUCAGGUUCCUGUGACAAACUGACCCGGAGCGCGUUGCAUGAAACAUUUUCUACCAAAACUCUGGCAUUUCAUCUACAUUUAGUCUACUUUUUAUUUAAAGACAUGUGGACCUUUCUGGGAGUUGCAACCUUCACCUAUUUGUACAAAAAGUCCAGCGUGUUUCUGGCCCUGGCCCCCAAGCAGCUGGCUCUGGCUGCAGUGUUUCUUGCAGCCGGGCUGCUGCUCUCAUACAUCAGGUUUUUUCACGGCCACAGACUCUCACUGUCUCAUGUUGUCAGUCAGCCUUUACACUUUUUGUCCUUUUUACCCCUUUUCAACCAUUUAGUCCCACACAGUGUGACACUGGAGAGCAGCAGAGCAGACAAACUUAAAAAGAGUAAAAGAAGAAGCAGACCAGAAACAGAGACCUCUGAGGGGCCCUCAGCCUGCGGCUCCUCUGUGGCCCCAGAGCCAGAUGUGGUCAUCGUUGGGGCGGGGGUCCUGGGCUCAGCCAUGGCAGCUGUCCUGGCCAGGGAUGGGAGGAGGGUGACGGUGGUGGAGAGAGACCUGAAGGAGCCGGACAGGAUCGUUGGGGAGCUGCUGCAGCCUGGGGGGUACAGGGCCCUCAGAGAGCUGGGACUGGAAGGCUCGGUGGAGGGUCUGGAUGCUCAUCAGGUGAACGGCUACAUAAUCCACAACUUAGACAGCCAUGAAGAGGUGCAGAUCCCGUACCCCCAGGAGAAGGGAAGUGUCCAGUGUGGGUUUGCCUUCCAUCACGGACGAUUCAUCACGAGCCUGAGGAGAGCAGCCAGAGCUGAGCCCAAUGUCACAUUCAUAGAAGGCACCGUGAGCAGUCUGCAGGAGGAGGGCGGCUGCGUCACUGGAGUCCAGUACAAAGACAGAGAGACCGGAGACACGAAGGUGAUCCACGCCGCUCUCACUGUGGUGGCCGACGGCUGCUUCUCCAAAUUCAGAAAGAGUCUGGUCUCCGGGAAAGCUCGCACCUCCUCGCACUUCGUUGGAUUCCUCAUGAAGGACUGUCCCCAGUUUAAGGCCAACCAUGCCGAGCUGGUUCUGGCCAACCCCAGUCCAGUGCUCAUCUACCAGAUCUCUUCAUCUGAAACCAGAGUCCUCGUCGACAUCAGAGGGGAGAUGCCUCGUAAUCUUCCUGAGUACUUGGCUGAGAAAAUUUACCCGCAGAUGCCAGAGCACUUCAAGGAUCCGUUCAUGGUGGCCGUGCAGAAUGACCGACUCAGAACCAUGCCUGCCAGCUUCCUCCCUCCCUCCCCGGUCAACAAGCCAGGUGUGCUGCUGCUGGGCGAUGCCUACAACAUGAGGCAUCCUCUGACGGGGGGAGGGAUGAGCGUCGCUCUGAACGAUGUUUGCAUCUGGAGGCGUCUUCUCCGGAACAUUCCAGAUCUGUACGACGACGCAGCUUUGUCCCAGGCAAAGAAAAAAUUCCACUGGGAACGCAAGUCAUCACAUUCUUUUGUGGUGAACGUGUUGGCCCAGGCUCUGUACGAGCUGUUUUCAGCCUCCGACAAUUAUCUUCAUGAACUCAGAGCUGCCUGCUUCCAGUACUUUAAGCUCGGAGGACAGUGUGUCACCGGGCCAAUUGGACUCCUCUCAGUGCUAACACCCAAACCCAUGACCCUGAUUGGACACUUUUUUGCUGUGGCGCUGUACGCAACCUACUUCAAAUUUAAGUCCGAGUCCUGGAGCACCAAACCCCGAGCUUUAUUUAAAAGUGGAGCCAUCUUGUACCGGGCCUGCAAAGUCAUUUUCCCACUCGUUUACUCCGAACUCAAAUACUUGGUGUACUAG